Messenger RNA from Zingiber officinale, 1949 nucleotides. RefSeq names its product probable E3 ubiquitin-protein ligase ATL44. The record is from RefSeq and is a predicted model, not a curated record. Lineage: Eukaryota; Viridiplantae; Streptophyta; Magnoliopsida; Zingiberales; Zingiberaceae. The transcript has a single exon. Bases 198 to 758 code for a protein of 186 amino acids.
UCUUUCACAAUUACAAAAUUAGAUAUGCCUGUCAUUUUUAUUUAAAUUAAAAUUUAAGAAUAUUUUAAAAAAGAGGAGGGGACUAUCGGAGGGCAAAAUUGGUAUUUUAUUUUCGGCUAAUGCUAUAUUAACUGAUCCCGUCUGCUCUGAGCUCAGACGACCCGGCAUCCAAUCGCACAACCCUCUUCGGUGCGCCAAUGCCCCCGGCGGCGAGGCUCCUGCAGACGGACUCCGGCAUGCUACCGGUGUCCCAGCCUUCGGAGCCGCUAUCCGUAGACUCUGAUGCGGUGGUGAUCCUCGCGGCGCUGCUCUGCGCCUUGAUUUGCGUCGUCGGGCUCGCGCUCGUGGCCCGCUGUGCCUGGCUCCGCCAGGGGGCCUCAGCUUCCCCGCUGUGCAAGGGGCUCACAGAGAAGGCGCUCAGGGAUCUUCCCAAGGUCUCCUACGGCGCCGCCGCCGACGCGAGGCUGGCCGAGUGCCCGAUCUGCCUCUUGGAGUUCGAGGGCGGCGACGAGAUCCGCAUCUUGCCGCAGUGCGGACACGGAUUCCACGUCGCGUGCAUCGACACCUGGCUCGUGUCCCGCUCCAACUGCCCCUCCUGCCGCCGGGUUCUCGUCGUCGCCGCCGCUCCCGCCGCCCAACCGUCAAGGGCUUGCGGAGCUAGUUCUGAGGGCUCAUGCGCUACCACCUCCACCGCCUCUGCGGCGGAGGAAGUGGCCCAGGCUAGAGAGGAUCGCGACUCCAGAAUGUUCCUCCCCUAAAGUAUUCUUCUUUAACUCUUUCAUUAGAAAAAGUAAAUUGUAAAUUGUAUCUCUCUGGUUAGGGUUUGUUCUUGUGACCAGGCCAUUUAUUUGUAAAUUGAUGUCUUUAUAUAAUAAAGUACACUAGAAAUCAAACAAAAGAAAUUAACUUGCAGCAUCCGGAAUAUGUAUCCACCAUUAGAUGUUGAAUAAACGUUUAAAAAUGUAAUUUUUCAUCCGUUCAAGAAACCUAAAGCCAUCAUUUUCUAGUCCUUUAUUAACAUCUUUAAGUUUGAUUGUGAAACACAACUCUUCCUCCACCACUGGGCUAAUAUUUUACUCCACCAAGGGGGCCUUAGAUGGUGGAUUUUUAAAGAAGUGAGAAUAGAUACACUGAAAAAGAAAUUUGAAUCUUCCCCAAGAAACUAAACAGAUGGAAGUGUGUGAUUAUUUAGUUUGAAUUUUUGUUGUUCCACUGACUAAUGUUGACUUGGGAGGAUCAAAAUGAGGAGUGGGAGUGAGAAGUUAAGACUUUCUUCUUGUAGAUUGGUGUCUGAGGGUUGUGUAAUAUUGUAGACAACAAACUUAUGUAAGUUGAAGCAUCUGGAAUAUAUAUUAACUUCUGGUCCUCCAUUAAAAGCUUUAAAAGAUAUUGUUUUUUAUCAGUUCAAGAAACCUAAAGCUAGCAUUUUCUAGUCCUUUGUUAACUUCUUUAUGUUUGAUUGAGAAAGACUACUCUUCCUCCACCAGUCGACUAUAUUUUCCUCCACUAAGGGUCUUGGCAGGCGAAUUUUUAAAGAGGUAAGAACAGAAUGCAGUGAAGAAAAAUUGGAGUUUUCUCCAAGAAGCUGAAAACUGAUGUAAGUGUGUGAUUAUUUUACUUUAAAUUCUUCUUGUCCCACUGACUGAUGUCUACUUGGAAGGAUCAAAAUGAGAAGUGGGGGCAAAAAAUAAAGAGCAAGAAGCUUCCCUGUAAGUUUGAUAAGUUUGGUGGGACUAGUUUGGGAAGUGGUGGCAAUCCACUCUUAGACAUAAGAAAUUUUUAAAGAAUGCACUGUUGUUGGUUGAAGUGUGUAGGGUAACUGGAAGUUGUAACUUUUCCUCACAUGUCAUCUCUUUUAGUUGUUUGUUUCCGAGAUCUUGAUCACUGAAACAAAGUUCUUGUAUUUCCAUUCAUGUACAAUACUGAAAAAUUGUACUGGCAAGCGAAAG